This is a messenger RNA of Corylus avellana, 3634 nucleotides long. The record is from RefSeq and is a predicted model, not a curated record. NCBI's taxonomy places the organism in Eukaryota, Viridiplantae, Streptophyta, Magnoliopsida, Fagales, Betulaceae.
CCUCCGCCUACCACCUAUGAUGAUGUAUUCAAAUCAAUAUUUGAUUACACUGACCAUCUAUUCUCAUUAGUUCGUCCAAGGAAGCUUCUUUAUAUGGCAAUUGAUGGAGUUGCACCAAGAGCUAAAAUGAAUCAACAACGUUCUCGGCGCUACAGAGCUGCAAAAGAUGCAUCUGAGGCAGAAGCUGAAGAGGAAAGGUUGAGGAAAGAAUAUGAGGCCGUGGGGAGAAAUUUGACCCCUAAAGAAAAGCCUGAAACUUCUGAUUCAAAUGUCAUUACUCCCGGAACUCAGUUUAUGGUGGCGCUUUCAGUAGCGCUUCAGUACUAUAUACAUUCUAGGUUGAACCACAACCCAGGCUGGCGGUAUACAAAGGUUAUUCUUUCUGAUUCAAACGUGCCGGGCGAGGGUGAACACAAAAUCAUGUCAUACAUUCGAUUGCAACGUAACCUUCCUGGUUUCAACCCAAACACUCGGCAUUGUCUAUAUGGUCUGGAUGCAGAUCUGAUUAUGCUAUCUUUAGCUACACAUGAGGUUCACUUUUCUAUAUUAAGAGAGGUAGUUACACUGCCCGGGCAUCAGGAGAAGUGUUUUCUCUGUGGCCAAGUUGGUCAUCUGGCAGCUGAAUGUCGUGGUAGGCAAGGUGGUGGGGAUCAGAAUGCAGUAGAUGACACACCAAUUCACAAAAGGAAAUAUCAGUUCAUCAAUCUCUGGGUGUUGCGAGAAUAUCUGCAAUAUGAUUUGGAGAUUCCCAACCCUCCAUUUGAGAUUGACUUUGAACGAAUACUAGAUGAUUUUGUAUUUCUGUGUUUUUUCGUUGGCAAUGACUUUCUUCCACAUAUGCCAACAUUGGAGAUCAGGGAGGGUGCUAUAAAUUUACUGAUGCAUAUUUAUAGAAGUGAGUUUGCUGCAAUGGGUGGUUAUCUUACUGAUGCGGGUGAGGUUAUGUUAGAUAAAGUAGAACAUUUUAUCCAGUCUGUUGCUGUUAAUGAAGAUCAAAUCUUUCAGAAGCGGACUCGAAUUCAGCAGGCUUUUGAAAGAAGAGAGUCUUCUGAAGAGCUAGAGGCACCAGUGGUAGACAAGGUCAAGCUAGGGGAGCCUGGAUACAAAGAGAGGUAUUAUGCCGAGAAAUUUAAUGUAUCAGAUCUGGAGGAGAUUGAGAAAGUUAAAAGAGAUGUAGUUUGGAAGUAUGUGGAAGGUUUAUGUUGGGUCUGCCACUAUUACUACCAAGGCGUUCGCUCCUGGCAAUGGUUUUAUCCAUACCAUUAUGCUCCUUUUGCUUCUGAUCUUAAAGAUCUUGUUGAAUUGGAAAUAACUUUUUUCUUGGGGGAGCCAUUUAAACCCUUUGAUCAACUCAUGGGAACUCUGCCAGCUGCAAGUUCAAGUGCUCUGCCGGAAAAAUACAAAAAGUUGAUGACUGACCUGUCAUCACCUAUCCUUAAAUUCUAUCCUUCUGAUUUUGAGGUUGACAUGAAUGGCAAGCGCUUUGCAUGGCAGGGUGUUGUCAAGUUGCCAUUCAUCGAUGAGAAGAAGUUGAUCGCUGCGACAAAGAAACUUGAAGAAACUUUAACGGAGGAAGAGCAGGUUCGGAAUAGCGUGAUGUUUGAUUUGCUUUAUGUACAUCGUGCUCAUCCUUUGGCUCAACAUGUUUUUUAUUAUUAUACAAUAUGUUCGCAUUUACCCCCACACCAGAAAUUUGUUUGGCCAAUUGACAUAAAUGCUAGUGGUGGAAUGAAUGGAUUCCUUUGGUUAUGUGAGAGAAAUGGAAUGAGCAAUGUAGUUCGUUCCCCUGUCAGUGGAUUGCAAGACGUUGAUAAUAACACAGUCAUCAAUGUAACAUAUCUUUUGCCUAGCCCCCAUAAACACAUUCCAGAACUUCCGAAGGGUGUAGUCAUACCCAAAAAGAUUUUAACACCUAUCGAUAUUAAACCGUCCCCUGGGUUAUGGCAUGAAGACAAUGGUUUCCGGCGGCACCAAGGCAGAGAAAGGCCGCAAGUCCCUGGAGCAAUAGCAGGUCCAUUACUAGGAGAAGCCGCUCAUCGCCUUGUAAAGAACACACUUAACAUAAAAACUAACAAUUCAUCCUCUGGAUCUUUUGAGCAAUCGUCACGUCAAAACUUCCCAGGCAACUAUACAGUCAACAGACAGAGGCCGGCUGGACCCUCUGGGUACCAAAGGGGCUUUACUGGAGACCCAAAUUUUUACCCUGGACAGUACAAUAAUUUUCCAGGGAUGAUGGCUAGGCCUAGGCUUCACCUCGUAUCAAAUGGCAUGCAAGGCGAUAGACAGAAUCUUAGGACACAAGAUAGAUCACAACAUCUAGAAGACUUCCACGCCUUGACAAUAGAAGGAAGUGCGAGAACUAGACCACCAACAGUGAUGUCAUCUCCAAUGAUGUCAAUUGGUAUGCCAAAUUUAGGACACGCCACAGACCCACCUAACAAGUUUGUGCAGAACAUGGGGACUCCUCCAACACCGCCCCACAAGUGGAUCAAUAGAGCACCAGCUGCAAAUGGUGGAAUGUAUAACAGACAACAAGAAACUGCAUCUUCUGGAAUAUAUGAGAAGCAGGUGCAGGUGAAGAAGGUUUAUCAGGUUAAAACUCGCAGCCCCAAUGAUAUUUCAGAUUCUGGAAAUCAUUCCCAGGAUAUUGGAAUCCAUUUCCAGGAUAUGCCACCUUCUGGAAACCUGCAGUGAUGAUUAUGGUUUGGAUCUUGCCGGUUUCCCCAUAGUAAUCUCUCUACUGAGAAAUGCUACACAAACUUUCAAGUUUACACUCCCAAAUGCUUACUUCCUAACGUGAAUGAAAAUCAACAUUGGAUUCAAAAUUCACUGUGAUCCAUCCAAAAUCCAAUGAUGAUUUCCAUUGGCAUGUCAAGGGGUAAGUAUUUGAGAAUGUAAACUUGGGAGUUUGUGUACCAUCUCUCUUCUGUACCAUUAGAGAAAGGUUUGAGCCAGUUGGGAUUACAGAAGUUUCAUUUCCGAGUUUGAUGGUUCACGACAAUUUGUGCUGGCCAAUGUACAUUUCCCCUUGCCAGGUGAUCGGUCCACCCAGUUCGUGGCCACAGGAACUGAUGAUAGAACUUGAGUACAAGCCACAGAAAAUUUGGAACAAAUGGUUGGGGCAUUUUUCUGGAUUCUGGCUUUACCAUUUGGACGUGGACUCACUUGAGCUAUUUUAGGGUCAGCUUAGCUAAUGGGUUGUUAGAGACGACUGUAAAAUAGACUUGUUGGUUGCCAUUGGUUUAGGGUCAUAGGAAGCAUCAAUCUGUCUUUCCAUUUUGCUCUUCUUUGUAAUUGUUUUUUUUUUUUUUUCCUCAAAAAAAAAAAAAAAAAAAAAAAAAAGGUAGUCAGCAGGAAGUACUGAUUCUACAUUUUAGUCGGCAUAGAAUCUGAUCUUCAACCUUAUAGAUGGGAAGAUGUAAUCAGCGAUUACGUUGUUUCAUUCUGGGUGAGUGAUAAUAUCUAUCUACAGCUUUGGAAAAACGAAGGAAAAAUUACACUUAAUCAGCCUCAAAUUAUUACUCAAUUUGUAAUGUGUUUUUGUUAACUUAGACCUAACCUAUUGUGACCGCAUGUAAUGUAGAUGUAAAAUGACUGAAUAUCUCUGAAAUUUAUAGAAAUAAUAUUUUGCUUA